CAAAUGAAUGCUAAAUAGGAAGUUUAGCCCUACUUGGUGAUCACCCUAUAUAAUGUAUGUGAAAUAUCUUUGGACUAGAGUGGACUGGGUUUAUAACAGUCCUUAGCGCAGAAUUUCAUUAGAUGUAUUUUCAUUAAAUGUUGAGCCUAAGUGCCAUUGUAGUUAAUUGAAUAUGCCAAAAUAUGUUUUGCAAAUUGUAGAUACACGAAAUCAAAAUUCAAAUGAAGCUCCGUAAUUUCUUAUCUUUUUUAAUUUUGGUUUUUGUUAUGGGUACAAAAAUACUCUUCAAUUAAUAUGUGCUAAUGAAAUUACACAGAACAACAAUGCACUAUUCAUUAAAUAAAUGACAAUCAGAAAUAUGAAUUUUCAACUUUCAUGCAUGCAAUAUGUUAAGGAUAUUUGGAUAAAACAUCUCAUAACCCUAGAUUAAGUGAAAACAUGUCUGAUUCAUUGUCAAAAUUGGUGAUACAAAAUAAUACUGCUAUAAAAGGGAAGCAUGUCAUUGCUCAUUUUGAAGGUCUCAUGUUAAUAUGAUUUUUCAAGGUCGUGAUUAAUACUUUGAGGAAACUUAUAGAAAAAUGAUAAAUAGAAAUAACACUUUACAGAGCCUCCCUCGCGCCCCUGUACGGCAUUCUUGAUUCAUUGCAAAUCAUCCUCAUUGGUUGAGAGUAAACAAUAACAAACAUCAACAAUGGUUCAUAGAUACUAAUUAGCAAGCCGGAAUCAUCUUUUGAAGCCCUAUGCCAAGUAACUCCAACAGUCAAUGCGAAGAAAUCGGACGAGACACUUGUUAGAGUAGCCAGUAUAUCUUUGAGUAGAUUAAUUACUGAUAACGAUUCUACCUAAAAUGAAGACAUAAAUGAAUUAGACAAAUAGAAGUCCUAAUUCACAAUCAGUGCGGAAUAAUCCAUAUACAGUUGAGCAAAGGAUCUAGUUCAUUCAUGACAAUUAUAUUUUGAAGAUAGAAAGCAAGUAAGUUGGAACAAGAACGGAAAUUGGUUGUGUCAAUAUUGGAUUUGUUUACUCAAUAAUAAUCGCUUAUUUCGAGGAAACAUUCAUACUGUCCUUUGCUCAUCAAGAGGUCGACUCUAACUGAAUUGUGGAUUCGAGGAGAGACAACAACGAGAAGGUGUGACCAACAAGUUCGAACAACACCUAGACUUGUCAAACUAACCUGUAACUUUUCGAAGGUGAACAUGAUAAAAUCAAGGAUUUGUCUAGAAGGAGAUGACUCCUCGAGUCACAACAGCGACGAUCAAGAUGAAGUAUUUUACGAUGAAGCUAUUCUACCAAAAUCAAUAUCGCAGAACAAUCAAAUCCAAUCAGAUGCGAAAAAUGCCUUUGCCAAAAAUGGGAACAAUGCUUUCAAAAAUGCGCUUCAGAAUCUCACAAAUUAUAGCUAUAGCCAAGGAGUAGAGACAAAUGGACAUGUAAAUGAAUAUAAGAUAGAACAGAGUCCAUCCGUGAUUGCUGCGCUGCAAAAUGUCACCAGGGCAAGGAAUGAAGCUCAAAUAAUGGCAGGGCAAUACCCUCGAGAACCCAACAUGGCGAACCUCAUGGCUUCAAAAGGAAACGCAAUGCAGUUGAACGAACACAAUCAGCAAGUCGCAGAGCAAAUUCCGUACGCGGUGAGACAGAACAACGGAAUUACAGGCCCACCGAGAAAUAUCUCCCCACAGCAUCAGCAGGCCACGUAUCCAUACAACGGUAUGCCCGAUCAGAGGAUGAGAUCCACAGGCAUUGGCUCACCCCCAGGGAUUGCGAACGCCUCAUCCACAGGCACGGCGAAGAUUCAUUUGUGCAAUCAAGAGCUUUGGCAAAGGUUUCAUCAACACACCACUGAGAUGAUUAUCACAAAACAGGGACGGCGCAUGUUCCCCGUGUUCCAGCUUAGCGUGUCUGGCUUAGACCCCCAAAAGCACUACAAUGUCUUCGUAGACAUGAUUGUCGCGGAUCCUAAUCACUGGAAAUUCCAAGCCGGCAAAUGGACCCCGUGUGGUCAAGCGGACCAGAUGCACCAUAACGGCCGUGUUUACCUGCAUCCUGACUC
Molecule: messenger RNA, 2050 nt
Organism: Owenia fusiformis
Lineage: Eukaryota; Metazoa; Annelida; Polychaeta; Sabellida; Oweniidae
Source: the annotation of a GenBank genome assembly